UAGGCGGUCCAAGAUGGCGGCGGUCAUGUUCGCGGCUGCUCGACGGGGUGGGAGAAUCGGCGUCCAGCCGGCCUGCGUGUUACGGUACCUGAGCCAGACCCAGGGAGCUCCAGAUUACCCCAGCUUCGUGGAGUCUGUGGAUGAAUACAAGUUUGUCGAGCGCCUGUUACCCCCCACCAACAUCCCAAAACCCCUAAAGCAUGAACGUUGUCCCACUCCUAGUGGCUGGCAGCCCCCUAGAGACCCCCCACCCAACCUGCCCUAUUUUGUGCGGCGUUCUCGGAUGCACAACAUCCCUGUCUACAGGGACAUCACGCAUGGCAACCGGCAGAUGACCGUGAUCCGGAAGGUGGAGGGGGACAUUUGGGCCCUGCAAAAGGAUGUGGAAGAUUUUCUGAGCCCACUGCUAGGGAAGACACCCAUCACCCAGGUCAAUGAGGUGACAGGUACCCUGCGCAUCAAGGGCUAUUUUGACCAGCAGCUCAAGGCCUGGCUCCUGGAGAAGGGCUUCUGAGGCCCAGCUGAGCAGCCUGCAUGUCAGCAUCCCUAUAGACUGGAGUCUAGGGGAUCUCAGGAGGGAGGAGGUGGGUGUUUGGGGAACGGGUUACAAAGACCAGGGCAAAGGGCUUGGGCAGGGCAGAAUGAGGGCUAAUGGGCUUCAGGAGUUGGGACCCUCCACACAGGAGCCAGCACUAGGGAGGGGUCCCAAACAUUGGAGACCCUCCAGGAACUGCCCAGCUAGUGAGCAGCAGUAGCUGUUUUCUGCCUUCAACUCAACUGUGACCUGUUGGCUGCUUUCCCUUCACUGGAGCCCCUCGGGAGCAGUUAUUCAAGUUCUAGAGGUUGUUGAUGCCUCCUUCAGUGGAAGCAACAGGCUGAAGUUGGGAGGCACAGGGCAAAUGCAUUGGACACAUUCCCUCCUCAGCCCUCAGCCCCAUGUUGUGGGAAACAUUUCUGGGUCCUUGUUUUGCAUGAUAGCAUCCCCACAGACUGGAGUCUAGGGGAUCUCAGGAAGGAGACCUGACUUGGUGGCAGCAGUGAACACUGAGGGCCCAGAUGUGGGUUCUUGAGGCCUUCAGUUCUAAGCACCAUGUCAGACCCUGGACUUUCUACCCACAGAGAGGUGGAGGGCCCAGUCACCUCUGCCCUGUUCCAGAACAGUUGGCCUGACUGGGUUGCCUACGCUGGGGAGCUUAGUAACUAGCUUUGGUUGGUCUGCCUGCUGGCGUGUGUCUUAAGCUCCUAGCAGCCUCCCAGGGUCGGCCUUCCCAGCUUACCCACCUGGCAUUGAAGGGCUUUUUAGGUGGAGAUGCUGGCCUGUUAUCUGGCCAUCCCAUCACCCCCAGCCAGUGAACCUUUCCACCUGUCCCAACCUUGGAGUCACAACCCCCCACCCCAGAGUGAAACUUGCUAAGGUGGGUCAAGAACCUGACUCCCCCCACCCCCAAAAAAAAAACCUGACUUCAUCUUUGACUCAAGGCAGGCACUUGAUCUCUCUGGGGCUCAGUUUCAUGUGAAGUGGCUGUAUCUUCCUACCGGUGGACUUGUAAUCAGUGCUGGCUUAUCCCAAACCCUCCCUCCUGGAGACUCCAGGCCAAUCUCAAUUCUAUGACAUCAACUCCACCAGCUGUUAAUGCAAGUUUUUAUUUGGCUGUAUAUACAGUUUAAGCUAUUAAAAUUUGUACAAUAUUUACAAAUUAAAUAAUCAUCUGAAACUGUCGUCAGCAACUCUUGUAACACAAAACUGGGGUGGGAGAGGCCUGGGCAGGCUGGCAGGAGCUCCCAGGCCCACCUGGCCCAGAGCCUUUUCUAACCUGGAAGAUCAGGAGCCUGGCACUUCUCUUCCCUGGGUUCAAGCAUUCAAAUUCAAAGCCCAAAUUUAAUCCAAAAGACAACAGCAAGGAAGUAAUUCCAACUCUUCUAAACUCAAGAAAGUUCUGAGUUGAGAAGCGGUCUUCUGUAGGUUCCGGGGCUUGCAGUGGUUCAGGAGCAGACACGAACCCUCGGCCUGCAAGGAGGCUGGGCAGUGGCUGCUGGGUGAGACCAGGCACAGCCUCACCUAAGACAGACUGCAGGGGUCUGGGGCGAGGGAGGGCAGGGUCCCUCAAUGCUGCCCACCUGCCCCUCCACCCCCAGGCACUCCUUCCCCUGAGUUAUGUAGUUGCCGGUAAGAUGUGGAAAUGCCACAGGGCAUAAAGGGGACAGCCACCACCACAAGGGCUGCUGGGUUGAUAGGGCAAGAAAAGGAAAUCCGGUAGCAGUCUUGGUGGGUGGGCAGGGCGCAAGCUCCUAACCUGCCUCCAGCCACACUUGGGAACAGGAGCUAAUACUGUUCGGCACUGCAGCAGGCCUCCACACCAUGGGCUCAGGGCUGCCCCUCCCCCAGAAAGGGGUGAGGAGGAGGGGGCUUCUCAGAGGUGG
Talpa occidentalis (Iberian mole) is the source of this 2421-nucleotide messenger RNA. It is a transcript of the gene MRPL49, whose product is annotated as mitochondrial ribosomal protein L49. The record is from RefSeq and is a predicted model, not a curated record. Bases 14 to 514 code for a protein of 166 amino acids. Gene Ontology annotation, molecular function: structural constituent of ribosome. Gene Ontology annotation, biological process: translation. The transcript is spliced from 4 exons. Gene Ontology annotation, cellular component: ribosome; mitochondrial large ribosomal subunit. Lineage: Eukaryota; Metazoa; Chordata; Mammalia; Eulipotyphla; Talpidae.